Piliocolobus tephrosceles (Ugandan red Colobus) is the source of this 5183-nucleotide messenger RNA. RefSeq names its product cytochrome b5 reductase like (gene CYB5R5). Lineage: Eukaryota; Metazoa; Chordata; Mammalia; Primates; Cercopithecidae. The transcript has 4 exons. The coding region runs from base 1586 to 2089 and encodes 167 amino acids. The record is from RefSeq and is a predicted model, not a curated record. Gene Ontology annotation, molecular function: oxidoreductase activity.
GAUCUCAUGAGACUUAUUCACUAUCAAAAGAACAGCACGAGAAAGACCUGCCCCCAUGAUUCAGUUACCUCCCACUGGGUCCCUCCCACAACACAUGGGAAUUCAAGGUGAGAUUUGGAUGUUGACAUAGCCAAACAAUAUCAGGGUACGAAAGACAACAUGGAAGAAUCCUUCCCUUCUUCUUGGGUGCUGUCUAUGCCAUAUGGCCUCUAAGGCCACAGCUGGGAUCAUGUCUCCCCCUAGACAGGGGCCAGAAAACAAAGCAUGCAUGGAGACAACCUCCAGCAAGGCAGGAGAAGAACCGCACCUUUCCUUCUAGACCCCUUCCGGUUGAGCCAGGGACUUCUCUUGCGUUGUGCAGGUAGUGCCCAGGGAAGUCAGGGAUGAUAUCAGAGAUGGCCAUGGGUGCUUAAAAAGAGGUCUGGGGACCAAAGCCAUGUCUCUCUGUUAAGCCUGGCUAUAAUCUUACUCCAAACACCCUUCCAGUCCUGUUUCCCAGUGCUUCACCCUCACCCUCACCCUCCCAUGUUCCCUUGCUGUUCCCAAAACAUGACCCAGAUUGUCCUACCCCUGAUCAUACUACACCUGAUGUCAAGAGUCCUCUCUGCACACCUGCUCCCAUCCCCAGUGAAUUCCAUCUUGCCCAUCUUUCAAGUUCUAAUUCAAAUGCUUCCCCCUCCAGGAAGCCAUCCUUGAUCCCAUUCAUGGAAGUGACUGCUGCCUUCUCAGGUUUAUUCCUAGUUUAUUCUUCUCAUGGGUAUUAGAUGGUCUCUACCUUGUAUAUGUCUGAGACUUAGGUCCCUUCUAGAUUGUAAGCUCCUUAAGGGGACAGCCCGAAUCUGGAUUGAUUGAUUCGUUCAUUCAUUCAGGUAUUUAUUAAGUUAUUUCCAUGGUUCAGGCACUGGCUGCAUUCAUGGAGCUUAAGAUCUAGGUGUCUUGCCUGCAUCCUCAACAUGGUACCUGGCACAGAGUGGACAGACACGCAGGCAAUGUAGACUCCCCUCUCCAUGGAGGAAUCACUCCUGUAACCUUCAUUUUUCAUCCAGCCAGGAGAUGAUGUAGGAUAAUGCAGAGAUUGCAGAUGGGUGGCCUGAAUCUAGCCCACAGAUGUAUUUGGUAUUGGCCAGCAUAGAGUUUUAAAUUUUUGAAUUAAUUGCAGACAUUUCAAAAAUGGGAGAUUUUAAAUAAAAAUAUGGAUUUCCUUCCUCUUUUGGAAAAUCAAUAGAUCUGGCCAAUUAGGCCCCACAAACUAUAGACUGAAACCUGCAAAGUGGCUUCCUUCCUUAGAAGGAGCAUUGCUUACCAACUUAUCAUAAUCCCCAUCACUCCCUAUUGUCUCCCUGAUGCUGAGACUGUGUAUUAAUUGCCAUUAAUCAUCACCCAGUUCUUCACUCAUUUAUGGUACCUGCAUGGUCCCUGUGGGCAUUUGGGUUUGGGACCUCUAUGUUAAAGGCUUUAGGUCCUAUGGAUUCUCAUCCCAGCCUCCUGUCUACCUUCUGUGUAAGCUUCUGGGCCUCAUCUGAAAAUUGGGAAUGGCUGUACCAACUUUGUAGGAUGAAGAGGACAAUUAAAUGAGUGCUACCAGAUGGGGCUGAUGUCCCGGUAUGUUGAGUCCUGGAGAGCAGGAGACACAGCUUUCUGGCGAGGACCUUUUGGAGAUUUCUUCUAUAAACCAAACCAGUAUGGUGAGCUCCUCAUGCUGGCUGCGGGCACGGGCCUGGCCCCCAUGGUGCCCAUCCUGCAGAGCAUCACAGACAAUGAGGAUGACGAGACUUUUGUCACUCUAGUCGGUUGCUUCAAGACCUUUGAGAGCAUCUACCUGAAAACCUUCCUCCAAGAGCAGGCCUGUUUCUGGAACGUCCGUACCUUCUUUGUACUCAGCCAGGAGAGCUCCUCAGAGCAGCUUCCCUGGAGUUACCAAGAGAAGACCCGCUUUGGCCGCCUGGGCCAGGACCUAAUUAAAGAGCUGGUCAGCUGCUGUCGGAGAAAGCCAUUCGCACUGGUCUGUGGCUCAGCUGAGUUCAGCAAGGACAUAGCCAGGUGCUUACUGUGCGCAGGCCUCACUGAGGACUCCUAUUUCCUCUUCUAGCCCUGGCCUCCCUUCCAAAGCCUAGGCUACUGGGACCCAGGAAGGAGCACAGACUGGAAUCAGAAGACAUGGAGUCCAGGCCUGGUCCUGCUGCUCAUUUGCCAGGUGACCUUGGGCAAGUGUCUUUACUGCUCAGAACCUCCACUUCUCAUCUGCCCCAUGAGGUUAAUCACUCCUCUGGCCUCCUACUAUGUGGAAGGAGGACAGGCUGUAGGGACCCUGAGGAAGCGAGCAACCAGCCUGGGAGUCAGGGAAGACUCCUCAGAGGAAGCCAAGUCCAGGCUGAGCCCCAGGAGGAGUAGGAGGUGGGCAGGGGAAGAUUCAGGAGGAGCUUCCUGGCCCCUCCGAUUAGAGGAUCUAAUGGGGGCUCCAGCUGCGGCCUCAGCACCAUCUCAGAUUAGGGGCUCCUGAGUGUGUAGGGAAGGACACAGGAGAGGCUAAGCGCUCUUCGGAGGAGAAUUCUACCUUUCCUCCUGUGCCAUGAGCCUGACACAUGAAGGUCUUGGGUUCUGUGACUUCACCAUGUCCUGAGAGCAAGGUGGGGCCCUGGACUGUCUUUGUAUUGGCCCCAAGCCUUUCCUGCUGUGAACAGCUUCAUUCUCAGUCCCCUUUCCUGGCUCAAGAAUUGAGCCUAGCAAAAGAAGAGGCACGGGAAGGAAAUGCCCCUCCCUCCUUCUGCAGGCAGCCACGCAGCCCGUGCCUUCAGCUCGGUGCCCUGGUGACAGUUGCUAUGGAGAUCUAAAGAUAGAGCAGGAGUCAGGAGACCUGGGUCCCUCUGGCAGCUUGUCCCACUGAGUGGCUGCCGAUCCCAGUCCACCCACCCCAGGAACCCGGCACCCCCAUCCCAGGAACCCAGUGCCCCUGGGCAGCGCACUGCAGUUAAUGAAUUCUGCUUUCCACAGCCUGGGCUCCAGCAUGCUGCACCAGCUUGGGCUAACUACAGGCAGUCCCAGAAUUGGAAUACUAAGCCAUGGAAUCUUGGAGUUAGACUUUUAUAGUCAUAGAAGUGUACUCCUCACCAUAUCAAAGCUGAAAGUUCAGGACUCUAAGAAACAUAGACAGACUUAUCGUAUACACGGGAAACUGAAGCCCAAUGAGACUAAAUGACUUGCCCAGGGUAAAACAGUCCAUGGCAGAGCCAGCACUAGAAGCCUCCUAGCUUCAACCUCAUGUGCCAGUUCGGCACCAGUGGUUUUCAAACUGCGCUCCACAGGAAACAAGCGUUCUUUGCAUAGCAGCAGUGAAAGGACAGCUCCAGAUGGAUCCCCAGACCCCCCUUCAACCAGAGCAGUUCCAUUUUCAUCCCAUUUGUAUAUUGGGGUUUCGAAGUAUUUUUAUUUGUAGAAAAGGAUUUUCCUAUCCUGCUCAGAAAAAUGGCAACAAAUCUCUCUGCUGUGUCACAUUUAGUAAAUAAUUGUGACACACAGCUGGGGGAUAGUGCCGGAGGUUUCAAACUGCUUCACAGGCAGAGUUCCAGGGUCAGAGAGCUGGAGUGCUGUGUGUGACCUUCUCCCAGAAGCGUGGGCACAGGAGCGUGUUAAAGGCCUGAAAAGACCAGUGGCAAAGAAACUCCUUUCAUUUUGUCUAACCCAGAGUUUCUCAAGCUUAUUUAACUAUAGAACACUUUUCUAUGGGUUUCGUAGCCUCUUUCUAGCACAGCAUAAUGAGUGGGAAAGGCCCUGACUGAGAGUCAAAGAUUCUGAGCAGGAACCGUGAUCUCUUCCUGCCUAGCCUGUGACUUGAGCAAGACACUUUUCCUCUCUCCAGACCUCUGAGGUCUGCGAUUUUCCCUCCACCCUUUCCUCUCCCUCAGUUUGCACAUCCUAUUGACUCAGCUGCAAAUAGCGGGGGCCUGUCAGGAGCCCGACUCUGUUCAGACACCAGGGAAACAACAGCACACCAGGCAGAUGCAGUUAUGUCCAGUGGGGAACUUACAGCCUAGCAAGGAAGGCAGAAAUUCAACCUGUAAUUCUAAAAGGGAUAGAUGUCAUGGAAAGGGAAGUGUGGAGUGCUGGGAGAGUGGAUGGCAGGGGCUUUAGCCCAGUCUAGAAAAAGGCCAGGGGCACACCACUGCCACCAGGGAUAGAGGCUUCAAAAGCUUCCAAGUCACUCAUAGUAAGAGUGUUGCCGGGCCUGGUGGCUCACACCUAUAAUCCCAGCACUUUGGGAGGCUGUGGCAGGUGGAUUGCCUGAGCCCAGAAGUUUGAGGCCACCCUGGCCAACAUGACAAAACCCUGUCUCUACAAAAAAAAAAAGAUUAGCCCGGUGUGGUGGUAUGCCCUAUAGUCCCAGCUACUUUGGAGGCUGAGGUGGGAGUAUUGCUUGAGCCAAGGAGGUCAAGGCUGCAAUGACCGUGAUUGAGCCACUGCACUCCAGUCUGUGUGACAAAGCAAGACCCUGUCUCAAAAUAAUAAUAAAAUCAAAAAGAGUGUUAAGGGGGUCUCCACUUAAGGAGUAGAGAGUUGGAGGCAGUUCUAUUAUCUCUGUCCUUGUCUUGUUUUAGAUGUAUGAUGUUUAGAUAUUAGACAAGGCCGCCCAGUGGUAACCAACCUAGAAUGUGUUGGCCUCCUCUUCCCCUCACUCCGUGUAGGUUCUGUGCAGCCUGGCUGCUGGUGGGAUCUCUUAUCAUGGGACAUUGGUGAGGACCCAGCCAUGCCCUUGGUGCCAAGAAGCCUAAAGGGCUCCUGUCACCUGGAAACCUGAGAGUGCGGGGCCGGGUGCUGUGCCCCACAGGGUGCUGAGCAAGCCCAAGAAGAAGAGUGUGGGGUGUGGUGUGUGAAUUCAGACCUCUCAGAGCUGGGGGUGGUUCCCGUCAGCUGCUGUUCCUUUGAUGAUGCCCACUGCGUGUUGUGGGAGGCGUGACCACUGUGCACGUGAGAGAAGGGAGACUUAGGAGCUAAACAUGAUACACAGGCAUCAAGAGGUCAACCAGGUGUCCGCAAUCUGUGAGCCAGACACAGCUCUCUUUGUGCAUGCAUCCCAAGCUUCAGGAAGGCAACAGCUACUAGAGGGCCUGGGGACAGAUUCUUGUUAGCAGAAGUGGCGAUGACUUUAGCUCAGCCCUCACCAUGUUUACCAGCGUCGCCUCUGCGUU